AUUUUAACUCUUAUUUUUAUUUCUGUAGACUUUCAGGAGAAUGACAACUUGUCCUCUCUUCAGAGUUGUCCAAAAAAUAAACAGCCUGAUAAGAAUGGGAAGAAACUGGCAUCUGCAACAAAGAACUUGGUAACGGCCUCUCAGCACCCUAGAUUUCAGCCUAUUGUGAAGCUAACAAGGAUCGAUGCCAUCAAAUCUCAAACAGUGUACAAUAUAAAUGCAAUCCGCCAACAGUGUGUGGGAACAUUUAAAUAUAAAUUGAAUUCUAAAGAUAAUGGAAGGAUUCAUGGGAGUAAGAAACCGUAUCACUGUCCUGAAGGUGGGAAACAAUUCUCAGAUAGUCACAUGCCUAAGAAACGCAGAAAAGACAAUUCAGGGAAGGAGCCAUACCACCGUUCUAAAUGUGUUAAGAACUUGUCAAAACACAGCUAUACCACAACUCCCAUUGUAGAGAAAUCAUAUUUGUAUAAACGUGGCAAACGAUUCUUACAAGUGAGCCACCUUCAGUCACACAUGAUUGGUCAUGGAGGACAGGGUUUAUGUCGUUGUCCAGUAUGUGGUAAACAUUUCUUUGACAAAAGCCAUCUUCGCAGACACAAAAGAAUUCACACUGGAGAGAAACCAUAUUGUUGUUUUGAAUGUGGCAAAUGUUUCUCACAAUCAAGCCAUCUUCAGACACACAUGAGAGUGCACAAAGGAGAACAGCCAUUUUCCUGUUCUGAAUGUGUCAAGCGGUUUUCACGAACAAGCCAUCUUAAGCAACACAUGAAAGUGCACACAGGAGAACAGCCAUUUUCCUGUUCUGAAUGUGGCAAACGAUUUUCAAGUAGAAGUAAUCAUCUGAAGCAUUUAAGAGUUCACACUGGUGAGAAGCCCUAUUGCUGUCCUGAAUGUGGCAAAAGAUUUUACGACACAAGCAAUCUUCUGCGUCAUGCAGGAGUCCACAAUAAAGACCAUCUUUAGGUCCGUUCUGAAUGUGGCAAGAAAUUCUCACAAAGAGGCAGUUUUCGUAGACAUAUAAGAACACAUGUUUGAUAGAGGCCGUACUCGUUUCCUAAAUGUGACAAGCUAUUCACCGAUAACAGCAGCCUUCAUAGACACAACAUAAUUCAUUCUGGAUUAAGGCCAUAUUGUUACUAUGAAUGUGGAAAGCGAUUCUUACAACCGUGCAGCUUCCAGCGACAUGUAAGAACUCACACAAAAGAAAAGCCAUACCGUUGCUCUAAGUGUGGAAAAACAUUCAUACAGAAAACCCCUCUUCAGGGAGACAUGAAAAUUCAUGCUAAAAAGGCAAACACCAAAUAGACUGUAAAUAACAAAAUGAAAAAUCAGAAAUAAUUCAGUCAGGUGUUGAAAAAAAAUUGGAAUUGCUCUGCUAGUUGGUUACACAGAAAGCAUUUGAAAAAAAAUUGGCAGAAUCAUUUUGGCAAUGCUGCUUAUUAAUUUACUGUAAGUGGCUUUUGCACUGAUAACUAUUGCACAUUGUACACAGGUCUACUUUACAAGUUCUAAAGUAAUUUAUCUUAUGUUAUACUUCUAUAGUUUUUUAUAUUUUAUUGUACUAUGAAGUUGAGAAACAGUAUUUUUAUUCUCC
This is a messenger RNA of Polypterus senegalus (gray bichir), 1594 nucleotides long. RefSeq names its product gastrula zinc finger protein XlCGF67.1-like. Gene Ontology annotation, cellular component: nucleus. Gene Ontology annotation, biological process: central nervous system development; regulation of transcription by RNA polymerase II. Gene Ontology annotation, molecular function: DNA-binding transcription factor activity, RNA polymerase II-specific; RNA polymerase II cis-regulatory region sequence-specific DNA binding. The transcript has a single exon. The record is from RefSeq and is a predicted model, not a curated record. The coding region runs from base 346 to 963 and encodes 205 amino acids. NCBI's taxonomy places the organism in Eukaryota, Metazoa, Chordata, Cladistia, Polypteriformes, Polypteridae.